This is a messenger RNA of Oppia nitens, 1017 nucleotides long. RefSeq names its product PHD finger protein 10-like. The transcript has a single exon. Lineage: Eukaryota; Metazoa; Arthropoda; Arachnida; Sarcoptiformes; Oppiidae. The coding region runs from base 62 to 1012 and encodes 316 amino acids. The record is from RefSeq and is a predicted model, not a curated record.
UUUGUAUUGUUUGACGUAAUUUGUGUCUAUAUAUAGUGUUUUGUGUGUAUUAGUGACCAAAAUGGCAGAACAGUGGCUGAAGAAGGCUAUGAAGUCUGUGACUGAAUAUAACCGACAAUUAAAUGCCGAGCGAAGAGAAGACAGAAAAGUUUGCAUCGAUUUGCAGACCUAUACUAUUAACCAACCGUUAGGGUUGGGUCUCAACAAUAAGAGUCUCCGACGAAACACUAGACGAAUCGGUAGAUAUCCGGUCGCACUCUUCCACAAUCACUAUCAGGAUUGGUAUCUCAAGUAUUCAUCACAAGAAUUGAAGUAUUUUCCGUUGAAUACCGUACUCUAUGGACCCAUCAGUGAUGCCAACACUUUGCCACCACUUCUUCAGACGGGCACAGCCAGCAAUUCUGAAUCGGAAAUUGGUUCAGACAUUGGUUCCGACGACGAAAGCUCUUGUAGUCGUUGUAGUGGUCGUGACGGACAUGAAGAUGUGGACGACGAUAGUUCCGAUAGCGAUGACUGUAGUCCUCCGCAAUUGGAGCGACAAAGAGAUACCAAAGUGAACGCUGUCUGCAAAGUGUGCAAAACAAUGAAAAAUCAGGAACUUCUUCAUUGUUCAGAUUGUGAUAAUAGUGGUCACCCAUCGUGUCUUGAAUUUACCGAUGAAAUGAUUGGUGCCAUACGUCUAUAUCCGUGGCAGUGUAUGGACUGUAAAACGUGUGUCCAUUGUGGACAACCUCACGAUGAGGACCGUAUGAUGUUUUGCGACAAAUGCGACCGCGGAUACCAUACCUUUUGUGUCGGACUCAAGACUAUACCGCACGGCCGUUGGGUUUGCCUUUUGUGUGCCAACUGUGCCCAAUGCGGUGCUAAAAGUCCGGCACCGGUCUCUCAAAAAGGCGCCCAAUGGCAACAUGAGGUCAUCAAAAUAGUCAGUCCUAAUGGCGAGACUAUGACAAGGCAUCAGGUUUUAUGUCACGCCUGUUAUCGCUCACGAAAACAAAGAUCUAAUUCUUAAAAACA